Haliotis rubra (blacklip abalone) is the source of this 669-nucleotide messenger RNA. RefSeq lists its product as uncharacterized. Bases 52 to 390 code for a protein of 112 amino acids. The record is from RefSeq and is a predicted model, not a curated record. NCBI's taxonomy places the organism in Eukaryota, Metazoa, Mollusca, Gastropoda, Lepetellida, Haliotidae. The transcript is spliced from 3 exons.
GCACAUCCUUGGACCACAUCACGUGUCACAGCAGGCCAACCAGGGCCGAGUAUGGUGAUCGGGGCUUUCCGUGCAGCAUGUGCAGAUCAGCCUCGUUCUCUGAGGUCACGCAGAACAAUCUUCGUUGUUAACACUAACAUUUGGAGGCACGGGCGACGAAACCUUGAACGUACCAGUGAAAAUCCAACGAUUUCUAAUUCUCAAACCCGAUAUCAGAAUCAACAAAGGAGCAGCAGCAGCAGCAAAGGGAUCCAACAACCAGGUACAUAUAUUGAACAAGUCUCCAUCCUUGUGAACAUGGAUGUCUGUCAACUACCACCACAGGACACAGACUUCAAAGUGCCAGGUGAUGUCAUCCUCAACAAACCACUCAAGCUACACUUAAAGUGACUGAAGUCCGUGCCAGCUCUUUGUGGAUAGUAUCUUGUACCCAGUGAGAUAAUUUUUUGCCACAAGGUUGUCCUUGAAUCCCUACGUAGUAUGAUGAGUUCAGUGUGUGAGAGAUGUGGAUUACCCGUGAAGUUCCGAGUUAACAUAUUUAUCUUCAGCAACACAUGCUUGUCAUAAGCAGCGACCAACGGGAACAGGUGGUCAUUGUCGCUGACUUGGUUGACAAAUGUCAUCGUAUCCCAAUUGCGUAGAUCGAUGCGUUUUCUGGUCCAGACUCUA